Arabidopsis arenosa is the source of this 837-nucleotide messenger RNA. NCBI's taxonomy places the organism in Eukaryota, Viridiplantae, Streptophyta, Magnoliopsida, Brassicales, Brassicaceae. The record is from the annotation of a GenBank genome assembly.
UUAAGAAGAAAAAGAGAUCGAUGCAACGAGUUUUAGGAAAAAUGUAGGCUGUCUUCGCUAUUUGCUUCAUACAAGACCAGACUUAAACUUUUGUGUGGGAGUUCUUAGUCGUUACAUGCAGAAUCCGAAGGAAUCACAUGGAACAGCAAUGAAGCAGUGUCUAAGAUAUGUAAAAGGCACCAGUACUCUUGGUUUAACAUAUCGGCGUUCUGUUUCAAAUAUUCCAAAGCUGGUGGGGUUUAGUGACAGUAGUCACAAUGUUGAUCCUAAUGAUGGAAGAAGCACAACUGGUCAUAUAUUUUACUUAGGAGAGAGCUCAAGUCCAAUCUCUUGGUGUUCACAGAAACAAGAUACGGUGGCGUUAUCAUCUUGUGAAGCAGAAUUCAUGGCAGAAACUGAGGAAGCGAGACAAGCUAUUUGGCUUCAAGAUUUGUUUUAUGAGGUCACUGGAGUGCCGUGUGAAAGGGCACUUAUUCGGAUAGACAACAAGUCGGCUAUUGCUCUCACGAAGAACCCGGUGUUUCACGGACGUAGUAAGCACAUACAUCGAAAGUACCACUUCAUAAGAGAAUGCGUUGAGAAUGGGCUUGUAGAAGUGGAGUACGUUCCCGGUGAGGAGCAAAAAGCGGACAUUCUAACAAAUGCACUAGGGAGAGUUAAGUUCAAGGAAAUGAGAGAGCUUAUUGGAGUGCAAAAUGUGGUGAAAGAAGAUUUCAAGCUUUAGAGGGAGAAUAUUGGAUAAGCUUAACAAUUACUUGAGAUAUAAGUUAGUUGUGAAAGAGAUAUCAAAACGGCCUAACAUCUCGAAUGCAAAGGAAAUAAAGAGAUAUUCCUUUU